This is a messenger RNA of Mya arenaria, 3402 nucleotides long. RefSeq lists its product as uncharacterized. The coding region runs from base 1 to 3402 and encodes 1133 amino acids. Gene Ontology annotation, molecular function: zinc ion binding; nucleic acid binding. The record is from RefSeq and is a predicted model, not a curated record. Lineage: Eukaryota; Metazoa; Mollusca; Bivalvia; Myida; Myidae. The transcript is spliced from 3 exons.
AUGCAUGCAGGAGGUCACCACACAUACGUACCUGAACAGGCAUUGGCGAGGAGAAGAUGGCACGACACGUUAUACGUGCGACAUGUGUGGGAUUUCAAUGGAGGAGAAAUAGAACUGAAGGCUCAUAUAGACGGCCAUACUGGCGAGAAAUCAUACCAGUGCGCUGAAUUUGACAAGCUGUCUCAGAUAUUAGAUGAAGAUGAAGCAGAUUUUCUAGAAAAGGCUUUAGAUGAAGAUUGCCAAUUAAAUUUCUUAGUUGAAGAUUGUUUAAUAGAGCUAGACCAGUUUAAUGAAAGCCUGUGUCCUAGUGAUGUUCGAGCUGCCUCUCAAGAUGAACCUUCAAAUGCAACAAGGCUUGUAGAUAUUCAAGAAUCAAUGAAAGAUCUGAUGCGUACACAAAUAGACCAACAACUGGAACUUUUAAAGAAUUUAGACCGUAAAGGGAAAGUGAACCCAAACUCACUAUCUUCAAAAAAACUUGGAGGUGAAGCAAAACGUGCCGUUGCUGGAUUGGCAAGGUCAAACGAAAACUAUGAGAUUGCAUUGAGACUCCUUCAUGAGAGAUACGGAAAUCAACAAGAAAUUGUAGAUUUACAUUACAAAGCUCUGAUGAACGUACAUUCUCCUUUGAAUAAGGUGGAGAGCCUUAGAAGUUUCAUAGACACCACAGAAAAACACCUCAGAAGCUUAGAGGUACUUGGAGAAAAUGUCAAUCAACACGUGUUUGUGUCUAUGAUUCGAACCAAGUUGCCGGAGGAAGUACUACGUCAACUCGAGUUCAACAAAGAAGCAAAGGCUGAAUGGACACUAACGAAGUUGAGAGAACAGUUGAAAAACUAUGUUGUUGCUUGUGAAAGAGCAGAUAAGAAAAAAGUAGAGUAUCAAAGUGUUACAAAAGUGAACCCUCUAAGCCAUGUGAAUGGAUUUAAACCACCUUACCGUUAUCCUCCUACUACUGGUGGGAAUCGAUAUUCCAACACAGUAAUGAAACAAAGUUCAGCUGAGUCAUUGUUUGCUAGUGAAAAAGCACAAAGAGUGAAAUCUGAAAAUAAACCAUAUGUGUGUAAAUAUUGUUCAAGGUCACAUUGGAGCGACGAGUGCACAGAAUAUAGAACAGUAGACGAGAGAAAGAGAAAAAUCAAAGGUUGUUGCUUCAAAUGUUUGAAAUCUGGACAUAUGGCCAAUGAGUGUAAAACAAGUAAAGCGUGCGUGUACUGUGGUGAAUUCAAUCAACAUCAUAGAAGCCUAUGCCUCAAGAAGUUCUCUACAAAAGGUGCUUCAACAAAAACCAACGUCAAUCUUACUGAAGAGGUAGGAGCUUGUGUAGAGGACAUGACAAAUUCUGGAGAGAAUGUUAUGGUUUCUGUCGGAGAAACAGUGUUCAUGCAAAUUGCAACAACAGAAGUGAAAAAAGAUCUUACAAACACAGAUUAUGUCAAAACAAGACUUCUUCUAGACUGUGGCUCUCAACGAACUUACAUAACCAAGUCUUUAGCAGAUAAGCUCGGUUUAAAGCCAAAGAAAACUGAAGAAUUAAAAGUUGUUACAUUUGGUAGCACUCAUUCAAAGAACAUCAAAACAGAGUUGACUACAUUGUAUUUGAAGUUGAAGAAUGGACAGUACAUUGAAAUUAAAGCAAACAUUGUGCCAGUGAUCAGUGGUAACAUUCAAAGGAAAACACUUAACAUUAAAGCCAUGAGUGACUUAGAUCACUUAGUGAACAGUGUGGAACUGGCAGAUACUAUUCCGAGGAAUUGUGAAAUGGCAAAUGUGGAACUUCUUCUGGGUAAUGACUAUUACCUGGAUAUUGUACUUUCUCAGAAGUUGGAAGUGACACCAGGACUGUAUUUGUUAAGUUCAAAACUUGGUUGGAUCCUAGCUGGACGUACCACCUCUGAAGAAACAGACGACAGUGUACCAAAUAUGUUAAUUCUAACACAUGGAUCUACGUUCACAAAAACCAAUGUGUUUCAAUGUGUCGAUAGUGUUCUUGAAAGUAAACCUGAAUUGGAGGAUUUCUGGAGUAUUGAAGCCAUUGGUGUAAAGGACAAGCCAGAUUAUUCAGAUGAUGAUACGGCCAUGCAAAUGUUUAAGAAAAACAUCAAAUUCCAGGAUGGACGCUAUCAGGUCACUUGGCCAUGGAAAAAUGAAAUUCAAGAACUCCCGAAGAACCGAGAGCUAGCAUAUGGUCGACUGAAAUCAUGUGUGAAGAAACUGAAAGGAAAACCAGACUUUUUACAGAAGUAUAACUCUGUCAUCCAAGAUCAAUUUCAGAAAGGCAUUAUCAAGAAAGUUGAGGAAGCCGAAUCAGAUGGUCUUCAGCACUACUUACCCCAUCAUGCUGUUGUCAACCUACACAGAACUAGUACAAAGGUUAGAGUCGUUUUUGAUGCUUCGGCAAAACUUACCAAAGACAGCAACAGCCUCAACGAUUGUUUAUACAGAGGACCUGUUCUACUUCAUGAUUUGUGUGGACUUUUGAUGAGAUUUCGUCUACACAAAGUCGCAAUGGUAUCUGACAUUGAAAAGGCAUUUUUACAAGUGGGAUUGCAGACUAGCCAAAGAGAUGUUACCCGAUUCUUUUGGAUAAAAGAUGUUCAAAAACCAGAAGUCACAUCUGAGAAUCUACAAGUGUUUCGUUUCUGCAGAGUACCGUUUGGUGUGAUAUCGAGUCCUUUCUUGUUAGGUGCUACUGUGGAAAACCAUCUGGAUUCAUAUGAGUCAGACGUGUCACAGAAAUUGAAAGGUGACAUAUAUGUUGACAACAUUGUUACCGGAGCAAACAGUGACAAAGUGGCUAUUGAUCUAUACAAAACAGCAAAGUCAAUUUUCAAUGAUGCGUCCAUGAAUUUACGGGAAUGGCUUACUAACAGUGAAGAAGUCAAUAAGUGCAUUCCAACAGCCGAUCUCGCAGAGCCAAAGGAAAUGAAGGUUCUCGGUCACAUCUGGGAUCACAAAUCUGACAAAAUUUCUGUGAAAGAACCAAAGGUCAUGGACGACGAUUGUCCCACAACCAAACGCAACAUAUUGAAAAGAGUAGCGUCUGUGUUUGACCCUAUUGGGUUAUUUUCUCCUGUUGUGUUACAAGGGAAAGUGCUUCUUCAAGAAUUGUGGUCUAGAGGGUUUGACUGGGAUGAUUCAAUCGAUGAUGAAAAAGUGAGACAGUGUUGGAGUGAAAUAGAUUCAGAGUUGAAAGACAUUCCAAAGUGCAAAGUUAAUCGGUGCCUUGCAAACAGUGAUCAAAAGAAUAUGUCUUGCAGUCUCUUGUGUUUCUGUGACGCUUCAAAAUCUUCAUAUGCGGCAGCUGUGUACCUUCAUCAAGAUGGUCAACAAGAAUCAAGAACAGAUCUGUUAUUUGCAAAGACAAGACUUGCUCCGGUCAAAGAGAUGACUAUACCUUAG